AUGAUUUGUUUGCAUUCGUUGACUGUUUGUCCUAAAUUGGCUAACAAAACGAGUGAAGCCAAGAGUCUGAGCGCCGUAAAGGGUCUGCCAAACGCACCGACCGUCGAGUCUUACACCGGUUUUAUAACCGUAAACGACAAAUACGACAGCAAUAUAUUCUUCUGGUUUAUACCAGCGUUUAAAACUCCCAAAACAGCACCGGUGGUCGUAUGGCUAGAGGGUGGGCCGGGUAUAUCAUCCUUGUUCUCGUUGUUUACGUUCGGCCCGUUGUCUGUGGACCCGGCGCUCAACGUAACCAAACGUGAUAACUCGUGGGCCGAAGAGGUGUCGGUGCUGUACGUGGACAACCCGGUGGGUGCCGGGUAUAGUUUUACUAAAAACAAGCUAGGUUAUUCGCGGGACGAAAACAAUGUGGCCGACAAUCUCUACGAGUUUUUACAACAGUUUUACAUAGUGUUUGACGACUACAGAGCUAAUGAGCUAUACAUCGCUGGCCAAUCAUAUGGUGGUAAAUACGUGCCGGCGCUCGGCUACAGGCUUAUGGUGAGCGCCGGUGUUUCCCGACUGAACUUUAGGGGUAUAGCCGUCGGCAACGGACUCAUCGAUCCGAUCCAUCAAAUGAAUUACGCGAAUGUAUUCAAGACUAUGGGAUUAAUGGAUGAGUUGGAGGCACAGGAAGUGCACAGACGGGAGACCGCCAUCAGGACAGCCAUCACAGCCAAAGACUAUCUGAAGGCAUUGCAAUUGUAUUCAGACUUAAUGGUGUCAACACCGGAGUUGGUGGGCUACGCCACUACCACCACUGGUUACGCUCAGUUUUAUGACCUUUAUCAAUCGGGUCCGCUAUACAAAUCAAUAGUCAAUACAAUCAAAUACCUAUCAAAGACCCAAACCCGGUCUGCCAUACAUGUGGGCCCUCUUGAGUACAACUUUUCCAACAAAACUACCGGCGAUUAUCUGCACAACGAUUUCAUGCAAUCCAUUGAACCCAAUCUGACGGCCAUUAUUGACGGCAAAUACAAAGUGCUGUUAUUUACCGGCAAUUUUGAUCUUACGGUUGGCGUCGACUCUAUUAAUGGUUUACUUGAAUGGAAAGACUGGAAGUAUUAUAAGGACUACAGUUUGGGUAAGCGUUUCAUAUGGAAAGUGUCGCCAAAUGAUACACAAAUAGCCGGUUAUGCCAAAGGGUUUGGCAAUUUUAACCACGUUAUUGUACGCGAUGCUGGCCAUUGUGCUCAGUGCGAUCAGCCCAAGGCUACUCUCGAUAUGAUUACCCGGUUUAUUGGCUCAAAACCAUUUGGAUUAUAAUGACUUUAUUAUAUGGAAAAUUUGUGUAACCU
Medioppia subpectinata is the source of this 1340-nucleotide messenger RNA. NCBI's taxonomy places the organism in Eukaryota, Metazoa, Arthropoda, Arachnida, Sarcoptiformes, Oppiidae. The record is from the annotation of a GenBank genome assembly.